AUGGCAUCCUCGGAUGCGGUUGUGGUGCAAGUGGGGGGGGCCGGGGCCAAGGCGCCUGGCGCGCUGGAGACCGAGGUGCCGGCCGAGGACAACCCGGGGAUGUGCCACAACCCGAUGGCCACGAUCCCCAGCGCCGUCAUCGGCGUGUUCUCCGUCGUGGUGCUGAUCCUGGGCUUCGUGUCGCUGGCCGCGGGGGAUGGGCCGCUGUACGUGGCGGGGGCGGUGGCGCUGCUCGGGAGCACAGGGAUCGCCGGCUACCUGUGUGCCACGGGCGGCCUGCGCCACCAGCUGGCCAGAUUCAAGCAUCAGAACGACCGGCUGGCUAAAACAUCGGCGGCGCUGCGGGGGGAUGUGGAUAAUUUGGAGGUGACCAACCAGAAGAUCGCGCUGCACGUGGACAAGCUGGAGGACUCGGUGGACGAACUGCAGGGCGUGAGCGAGAAGCUGAAGGAAGACAUCGAGGGUUUUGGCGACCUGCGGGUGGAGAUGGAGGCGCUGGCCAAGGAGGCGGGCAAGGACCUGGACGACACUCUAGAGAGCAUCAACGGGAUGUACGACAGGAUGCAGGACCUGAAUGCCAGGGAGGAGAAGGCGCUGCUCAAGAGGGUGGCACAGGACUUGGAAUUCAUGGACCGCGACGAGAAGAUGUCCAAGGAGGAGUUUCAGAGAUUUCUGCAACGUAUACCUGCCCAAUUCAAGAAGAGGUUUGAGGAGCUGGACCUCACUUUUGCUAGCAUCGCAGGAGCUGACAAAGGAAUCGACUACAAGGAAAUGGGCAGACUCAUCGACAGGUUGAUCGCUGAGAACGAUGAACAGGUGGCAAGCAGGGCAAACAAGCCAGGGUCACCAGCAGCUGCUGCCCCAUCGAGCUGA
This is a messenger RNA of Ostreobium quekettii, 873 nucleotides long. The record is from the annotation of a GenBank genome assembly. Lineage: Eukaryota; Viridiplantae; Chlorophyta; Ulvophyceae; Bryopsidales; Ostreobiaceae.